CUUAAUGAUGUUUUGAAUGAUAAAAUUGUAAUUAUCUUGUAGUUUAGUGUAUUUAUUAGACAUGUCUCAUUUUCAAUUAUUAAUUUAAGCUUGAAAUUAACAUUAUAUAGGUAUUGAUAUUCUUGACAUAAACUGUAACAAUUAAUGUAAGAUUUAAGAUAAUUAAUGUAAGUUUUAAGAUAAUUUCCGUGCCCUAUCAGGGCCCAUGUGAAACAGAUUAUUAUGUUACACCUGUGUACCUACCAUGGAUGCAAUAAAUAUAUGAAUAUGAGCCAAGCGGCAUCGCGUGAGAUUAAAGUGCAUGCUCACUGUAUUUACUCCCCCCACUUUCAUUAAGAAAUGCUCAAGUUCCUACUUCUAUAAAUUAUAUGCAAUCUAAACGCGUAGUUAGUUGACGUUCGGUACCCGCCUAGGAACACUGAUAUAAAAUUAUCACUUUCCUCGUUAUUCUUGUAAACAAUGUACUCGAUAAUAUUACUUAUUGUUGUUUUCGCGUUAACCUUCCUAUAUCUCAGAGGCAAAUACAAUGAAAACUAUUGGAGGAAACGCGGCGUCGCUUUCUACGACAAAAAUAAAGUUUUCGGAAUUUUCUGGGACUUUCUCACCACCGACAAAGCUGUGUUUGAAAUCCUCAGUGAAAUAUACAAGAAAUACGAAAAUGAGCCUGCCGUGGGCAUCGGUUCGCUAAUGACACCGAGUCUCUACAUCAUGGACCCGCAGAACGUCCAGCACGUCAUGCAUACGGAUUUCCAAUCCUUCAGCUACAGAGGACCCCUAAUAAAUGAAGGCGAUGUGCUAGGAGACAACGUGCUUUUCAUGAAUGGACCUAGGUGGAAGUUGAUGCGACAGAAAUUAACACCAUUUUUCACUGCGGCUAAAUUACGUAAUAUGUACCAUAUUUUGGACAAAACUGCGCAAGAUUUCGUGGAGCAUUUGAAGCAGAAUCCACAGAAGUUGAAAGGAAACGGGUUUGACAGGGCCAGUGAGUUCUGUUCCGCAGCCAUCGCGGCAGCAAUCUUCGGGAUUAGGACGGAUUUUUCCUUCGAGUCACCGUUUCUGAAGAUGGCUAGAGACGCUUUUACACUCAGUUGGUUUACUCACCUUAGAUAUGCGGUCGCUAAUUUAAGUGAUUCAAUAAGCAAAGCUGUGGGUUUGAAGUUCUUUAAAGAACAGGAACCUUUCUUCAUUGGCGUCGUGAAACAGAUGUUUAGAGCUGCAGAAAAAGAUGAAAUUAAGAAGCAUUACUUUACCGAUAUCUGCUUGAGUCUGCGGAAGUCUGGAGUUAUGAAGGAUAUAGAAACGGGCGAAGAAUUGGAGCCCACUGACGAGAUUCUUGCUGCCCAAGGUUUCUUCUUCUACAUUGCCGGGGUCGAACCAACAGCCAGCGCCCUGUUUGGUGCUCUCACUGAGCUUGGAAAACACCCAGAAAUCCAAAGGAAACUGCAGAAGGAAAUCGAUGAAACUCUCGAAAAACACGGCAAACUCACUUACGAGGUCAUCUCUGAGAUGAAGUACUUAGAUCAAGUUUUUAGUGAAACUCUAAGAAUACAGACGCCUGUAGGCUUCAUAAACAGAAUAUGUACAAACGAUUCAGUGCUCCCAGUUGGUAACAUCAAAGUGUCUAAAGGCACAAAGUUGUACAUACCUAUUUUCGACUUUCAUUUUGACCCUAAGUACUUCCCAGAGCCUGAGAAGUUUGAUCCGGAGAGGUUUUCUUCAGAAAAUAAGAGUAGUAGUGAGAUGGCUUACUUGCCGUUCGGGAAGGGUGCGCGGGUGUGCAUCGGGAUGCGGUACGCGCGGCUGCAGGUGCUGGCGGGGCUGCUCCACCUGCUGCAGCACUUCCGCGUUCUGUCCCACCGCGACCCAGCCGCGAGGAAGUAUGCCAAGGGACAGUUCCAGAUGAGACGGACCGAUUACGAUAUUGAGCUCAUCCUUAGACAGACAGAAUAAGCUUUGGCUACACCUAAUUAUGGGUCGAAUAAUGAUUGUUCGAAUUUGUUAGUGUACUCUAACCAUAAGUGGCUUUCCAUCAUAAAAGGGUCCUUUUGUUCCAUGUGCAUAAGGACCCCUUUCAUCAGAAAAAGACCCUUCGUUGAUGGAAAGCCACUUAAAGUGUUUGUUGUUUUUUCCUGGUCAGACAAAGUUUUGCUAACUUUAUAGGUAUAAUAUAAAUAAUUCAGCAUAUAUAGGUACGUCCCACUGCUGGGCACAGGCCUCCUCUCAUGCGCGAGAGGUUUCGGGAGGUGAGUGUCGAAAGUCUUUAAAUUAUUUCUGAGGAACAAUAUUUGCAAGGGGUAAAAGGUUAUUCAACAAAACAUUGCUUUCAAAACGAAUCAUUAUUUAUGUAAUUUCUUGAAAGUGUUUAUCAUGGUUCUGCAAUGCAUUGAAAGUUGGAGACGAAUUCGUUAUUAUAUCACAAGAUGUAAAAAAUAAAUACUCAUAUUACCUAGUUAAACUGU
Messenger RNA from Cydia pomonella (codling moth), 2459 nucleotides. Its product is annotated as cytochrome P450 6B5-like. Gene Ontology annotation, molecular function: iron ion binding; oxidoreductase activity, acting on paired donors, with incorporation or reduction of molecular oxygen; heme binding. The record is from RefSeq and is a predicted model, not a curated record. The coding region runs from base 460 to 1950 and encodes 496 amino acids. Lineage: Eukaryota; Metazoa; Arthropoda; Insecta; Lepidoptera; Tortricidae. The transcript has a single exon.